Molecule: messenger RNA, 3384 nt
Organism: Columba livia (rock pigeon)
Lineage: Eukaryota; Metazoa; Chordata; Aves; Columbiformes; Columbidae
Product: endothelin receptor type B
Exons: 8
Coding region: 315-1718 (467 amino acids)
Biological process (GO): developmental pigmentation; vasoconstriction; endothelin receptor signaling pathway
Cellular component (GO): plasma membrane
Molecular function (GO): endothelin receptor activity
Source: RefSeq, a predicted model, not a curated record
AGAGCUGUCCUGUGUUCCUCCUGCUUUGCUCUCCUCCUCCACCCAUGUCCCGCGCUUCGCCUAUUGGUUGCAGGGGCUGUGCUCAGAGGGAGCCCUGUGAUUUUCUAUAUAACCAACCGCUCCAUUCACAGAGACCUCAGCAAGUCACGAGAGGGAAGAAACAUUCCCCUGAGCACGAGCCCAGUCACAAAAGCAAACUCCAAGAUCUACAACUCUGCAGUUCUCCCAGGGCCUGCAGGACAUACCUGGCUGCCCAGGCAGUGGGAAGGAGCCGUGAGAGGGAAAGAAACUGAUCCCAGGAGCAUCCGAAGUUCAUGGUCACAACAAAGACCCAACCAAGACCCAACCAAGGACAUCCCAUAGGCGUUGCGAGGACUUCUGCAUCCAGCUUUGCCAUUUGGUCCUCAAUGGCGAGAAUCCCAGCUCCCACGACUCUUGCGAUUCUCCUGACUUGCCUCUUCUCCAGGGCCCACAGCCAGACCCCACAGGCGUUCCAGGAGAGCACCAUCCCCUUUGAGGUGCUUAGCCAGGAGCAGGCUUACAGUCUGGUCCAGCCAAGCCUGUUCCAGGAUGCCAAGCUAUCAAACAUCUCAGAGAGCCUCCCCAGGAGCACCAGCUCUGAGCCGCCCCUGCUGCCCGUGUGCCUGAAGCCUGCAGAUAUCAGGCACAUCUUCAAGUACAUCAAUACCAUUGUGUCCUGCACCAUCUUCAUAGUGGGAAUCAUCGGGAACUCCACGCUCCUAAGGAUCAUCUACAAGAACAAGUGCAUGAGGAAUGGGCCAAACGUCCUCAUUGCUAGCUUGGCACUCGGAGACCUUCUCUACAUUCUCAUUGCUCUGCCCAUCAACGUGUAUAAGCUCUUGGCAAAGAACUGGCCCUUUGGAGUGCAGGUGUGCAAGCUGGUCCCCUUCAUCCAGAAAGCCUCGGUGGGCAUCACAGUCCUCAGCCUUUGUGCUCUCAGCAUCGACAGGUACCGAGCAGUAGCGUCCUGGAGUCGGAUCCAGGGGAUAGGAAUCCCCAUGUGGAAGGCAGUGGAGGUGGUGUUGAUCUGGGCAGUGGCCAUUGUGCUUGCAGUCCCCGAAGCUAUCGCCUUUGACAUGGUGGAGCUCAGCUACUGGGAACAGCACCUAUGGGUGUGCAUGCUGGCCUCCGAACAGAAAUCCAGCUUCAUGAUGUUCUACCGUGACGUGAAGGACUGGUGGCUUUUUGGCUUCUAUUUCUGCCUCCCCUUGGUAUGCACUGGCAUCUUCUAUACCCUCAUGUCAUGUGAGAUGUUGAGCAAGAGAAAUGGCAUGAGAAUUGCUCUGAAUGACCACAUGAAACGGCGCCGGGAGGUGGCCAAGACCGUGUUCUGCCUUGUGGUGAUCUUUGCGCUCUGCUGGCUGCCGCUCCACCUCAGCCGCAUCCUCAAAAAGACCAUCUAUGACCAGACGGACCCCAACAGAUGUGAACUGCUCAGUUUCCUCCUAGUGAUGGAUUACUUUGGGAUCAACAUGGCCUCCCUCAACUCCUGCAUCAACCCUGUGGCUCUCUACUUCGUCAGUCGGAAAUUCAAGAACUGCUUCCAGUCCUGCCUGUGCUGCUGGUGCCAAAGGCCAGCUCUGAGCAUCACACCGACAGAUGAGAAGGGCUCUGUUGGGAAGUGGAAAGCCAACGGGCAGGAGUUUGGGCUGGACCGGAGCAGCUCCCGCUUGAGUAACAAGUACAGUUCCUCCUAAAGCCAUGCCACCCGUGGGGUGAGAGAAGGUGCUGUGCCAAGACGGCAGGACCCCUCCAUUUCUCUCGCCCGGCCAUUUCCUGGCUGGGCCUGAAUAAUUUUUGCCUUCAUGUCGUAACCCACCUGGAAGGAGCUGCAGCAUCUCAUGGACCCCUGGGACUGGCUCUGAACGCAGCCUCUGAACCACGUCGAUCUGUCCUCUGGUCAGGGGGGGAAGGGGAUCCGGAUCCUUAUAGGACUUUUCAUUUCCUUGCAGGAAAACCAAGUGACUUACAGCCAUUUGUCUUGGGUGGAAGCGUAGGGUGGGGAGAUAUACGUGAAAAGGGAAGGAAAGUUGAGAUGUGGUCAUUUUGAGAUCAAUAUCAGAUGAGGAGGAGAGGGAGAGGACCCUAAGUGACAAUUUCCAGCUCAAAAAGCCAAAGAAGAUCUUUGAUAACAUCCCAUAUCUUCUCCUUCUGUUGCUGGGACGGUUUGUCCCUGGGCAGAGAGUCAGGAUAAGAUCCAGGCACCGUGUAGGUCUCGUAGAUCAUAAAUGGCCUGAAAUCUCGUUCUGUUCAUGGUAGUAAGAGAUGGGCAGUAAUUUGGCUUCAUUGUGUGACCAACAUAACCUGGGGAGCCCUAAAAUCCACCCCUUCUCUUCACCUUUUCCUGGGAAACCCACCCCAGGCUGCCCAUUUGGAGAUGAUGUUCAUCCCUCCUGUGUAUGGCACAAGAAAAUGAUUGUGUGUGACUGCGGCUUAGGGGACCUUGGCAGGAGGUAGUGGCAGCAUCCAGCCAAGCCAUUGGCUCCAGCUUUGUCCCCACGAGGGACGGGUGAGCUCCUGGAUAGCCAAGUGCCAUUGCUGACCCAAGGGGCUGUUCUUUCAGGGAAAAUCUGUAAGGCCAGGCAAGGGAAGGCAGAGGUGGCUCAAACCCAGAUAAGUCUGGGACCAAGGAACCAGCCCUCAUCUUUCCAACCCCCCACAUAAUCUGGGAGCAGCUAAUUCUCUCCCUGACACAAGGGAGAGGAUCCAGAUGUGCCAUUCCUGAAGAGCAUCCAGCCUUGAUCUGUGGUCUUUGGCAGCUGGGAAGUCCUCAGCAUCCUUCAGCCACUGGCUCCUGGGAGGGGGAUCACCUGCAAGGCCACGACUUUGAAGGGAAAAAAGGGUGUUCUGCAUUUUGGUACCUAUAGUUGAUCUUCCUGCUGCCCACAAGGCUGAGCUCCAAUGGGGCAGUGGGGCUGGUCCCCAAUGCGCCUUCACCACAGCACCACAACACCAAGGUUCAUGCCAUUUGUAAGGGGGACAGAGAUGCUCAUCCUCGUGGUCAAACUGAGGUGGAAAAGGCAAUGGGGAAGGUCCGAUCCCAGCUGAAAGAGCUGCUGGAGCCAACUGAAACAUGGCAAAGAGCUUUCACAAAUUUACUGUUUCAAACAAUUAAUCCCCAGGUGCUUUUCCAGUAUGUUUUGUAAAAAAUCAUGCUUGCGUCUCUUGGCAAAGCUUAAAGAAAACCUGUAUGAGAAAGUUUUAGUUACUACUUUUUUAAUGAUUUUUCUUUUUUCUCUUCUUCUUCUCUUUUACUUCUCUUUCUUCUUUCCCCUUUUCAUCUUCUCGUGGAUGAAAAAAAGAAAAAAAGAGAGGAAAAAGGGAGAAGAAAAAAGACCUGCAAAUAAAGCAAAACAUUUUCCA